Messenger RNA from Stegostoma tigrinum, 4657 nucleotides. RefSeq names its product exocyst complex component 3-like. The record is from RefSeq and is a predicted model, not a curated record. Bases 319 to 2499 code for a protein of 726 amino acids. Gene Ontology annotation, biological process: exocyst localization; exocytosis. Gene Ontology annotation, molecular function: SNARE binding. NCBI's taxonomy places the organism in Eukaryota, Metazoa, Chordata, Chondrichthyes, Orectolobiformes, Stegostomatidae. The transcript has 12 exons. Gene Ontology annotation, cellular component: exocyst.
UGCAACGCCAUAACGAAAGUGAAAGAGGAAGAUGAGAGAUAUUGUUUUCUGUCGCGAUUAAUGUGGUUUGAGGGAAAGAAAAAGGACGAUAACUGUUAAAACAAAAGCCCGUGCACCCUACAUUGGCUCAAAUCUCAACCGCGCGAAGCUACACCUGGUGUAAUCAGCAGCCAAACUUCACCAGGAUCUCGCGCUAGAUGACGGCCUCGGGCAGGUUUCCUGAAUGACCUAGACACAGGCUGACCGGUAGCUAAGUGUCAAGAAGAUACUGCAAUUUUAUUCACAUUUAGAGACACAACAGAAAAUUGGCAGCAAAAGAUGUCAAAUUCAAAAAUAGUAUCAAGUGAUGAUUUACAUGCAGACAAAGGUUCGCCUGAUGGAAGCCACGCUGCUUGCAGUCCUUCAGAUGUUAAAACUGGGUUGACCAAAAACAAACCAAGCUUCUUCCAUAACAGUAAAAAAGUAUCACAAGAAACCAGUGACAUGGAGGUUGAUGAGCCUGAUGCAAAUCUGAGAGAAGAGACUGGAAUACUUAGAAACAUAAGCAAAAGGUUGAGCAAAAGGUUAAGUUUGACGUCAACCAAAAACAAAACAGUAAAUGUGUCAGAUGGAAAUACAGCAAAUAAUUUGAAAGGAGACAUCAAAGAACAGGAAGAAAAGUGUAAUUCACUAGAAAACCAAGAUGCUAAAUGCUCAACUGAGAACACUAAGUUGCUGUCAGUAAUGGAAAUAAACCAGUUAUUAUCCCAAAACCUGUUACUAGAGGCAAAUGAAAAUAUAAAUAAAUUGGAAGAAGAGUUAUUUAAUGAAAGAGAGCCUGAAAAAGAUGAAAAAUACCACCAGGAAUACAUUAAAAAAGUUCGUGAUUUUAACUUGCUCUGCGACAAGCUUGCUGAAAAAUUAACUUGCAUAGCCUCAAAUUCAUUCACUGUGGCUCAACAAGACAGUAGAAUUUUGUGUGUGGCAUUGAAAGUUGUUGAACUGCAAGAAGCAGCAGACAAAAAUUGGGAAGAAAGGAUGAAUCCUCCUACCACUAACUGUUUCAGACGUCCACGGAAGUGGAAUGAUUUGUGGAAAGAAACAGUUUGUAAAAGUGUGCAAGAAAGAAUAGCUACUGUGUGUUUACUUACAAGGCAACAGGAUGCAAAGUGGCUUGCAUUACACUUGGAACAGCUUCAACAAACUAUUUUGGAAGAUCUGAAAAUUGUGAAAAAUUUCAUACAAAAAUGUUACCCUGAAAAUUACAAGAUCUUUAAUAUGUAUGUAGAAUGCUAUCACAGUGAUGUAUCUUCUCACCUGGAGCGCAUCCAACAGAACCAUCUUGAAUAUAACGAACUUUAUUCAUUUCUCAAUUGGGUUCUUCACACCUAUCAAAGCCCCGAUGUUAUGAGUCAUCCUGAUCUUUCACUAGAGGUGAAAAUGAAAGAACUUGGCCCUUUGUUAAACCAAGAGGUUAUGGAAAAUGUCAUGGACAAAUAUGCUAAAGCAUUGAAGGUGAUAAUUUCAAACUGGAUGAAAAAUUCUUUGGAGGAAGAGAAGACAAAAAUGCUUGAGUUUGAAACACAAGACCCAGAAUUAAAGAUCGGUUGUUACCAUUCUAAUAUGGCCUUUGAUAUCACUCAGAUGGUUUAUGAAUGUCUGAAAAAUGUAGACAACAUCAGCAAAAAACUGAAGGACAAAGCUUUACAUAUCUGUUUUGAUGAAUUAGAAAAUUUAAUACACUGCUAUCAUGAUAUAAUAAUGUGCAAGCCAAAUGUAGUACCAGUUCUGAUGGUAGGCCUCAUCACCUGCAUUGAUUUGAGAGAAAAUAUAGAGAAACUGAAGCAGGACAAUGAUGUGCAUGCCAACAAAAUAGAAAAGACAUUAAUCAGUGUUGUAAAACAACUCAAUAACAGUAUCUCAAAUGAAAUUUUGCUUCGGGUGAAGCUUUAUUUUAAGAAACUCAUGACAAAGAAGUGGCUAUCCAAUAGUGAGGAUUUUAAUCAGAUAAUAAGCAUUGCUGAAAAGUAUUGUGAAGAGUUCAAGAAGAUGAAACCAGCCAAUUACCAGGUUUUGGUAUCUAGCAUCCACUAUCAGUUUGUUAAAGAGUACAUAGCACAAAUCGUGAAACAACGCUUUCGCUGCAAAUCAUCUGAAGAACGUGACAGAGCAGCAAAUAAGAUCAGGGAAGAAUUGGGGACAAUAAAUGAGAUGUAUGGAGAAUUCGGAAGUACUGCUUUGUGGCUUUUGCCUUUAGCCCAAGAGUUGCCUGAUUUUAUCAGUUCAGACAAAAGUGAACUUGAGACAAAACUGAAAACAUUAUAUAUGGACUAUCCAGACAUUGGUGAAAAACAUCUUUUAGCCCUUCUUCAUUUUCGUGGAAUAUUGAGAGGAAAAAGGAAAAGCAACUUAAUUAAGUAUUUCAACCAAGUGUUAAAAGAAUCAGAAGACUCAGUAACACUGUCCCACCCUCUUUUUGAAGAAAUUAAAAUGGAGGGACAACUGAACUGCAUGUCUUAAUUUACAUGAGAGUUUUAAUGUAUUUUAAACUUACCAAGCAUGCUUGGGCACAAUGUGUUAAUAUAGAUGCAUCCGAUACAUAAUGGCUGUGUUGAUCUAAAAAUUUCAUUUAUUUGUUUAUUUUAAAAUCUGUCGGUCUUCUACUCUUUGCUGUUUGUCUUAAAAUUUUCACUACAUUGACAUGAUUUAGCUAUUAUAUUCAGACUGCCUGUAAAUGAUAAUAAGAGAAUUAGUUUUAUUGGAAAGGAAGAUUUGAAUAUUUGGCAUCUUGAUUCCAUAGUAAUGAAUUCUGUCAAAUAGUAAAGUAAGUAGAAAGCUUUCAAAUAUAGUUUUUGUCUGCUGGGGAGAUAAGAAAAAUUCUAGCCAUGCGCCAUACUCCUUUUACAAGGAAUCAUUGACAAUUUCUGUUCCAAUAUUAUUGAGUAAAACUACGAAGAGGAGCAUGGGCUAGUUUUAGAAAUAGGGCCAUCUGUAGAAAAGCAGAAUCUAAGGAAAAACAUGAACUUUAAUUCACUUUGGAUUACUUAUCUUAACCAAAACUUUACAUUUAUCAUUUGAGAGCACAAGCCUUGAUAGGAAGUUGAGAUGUGAACCAAUGGAAGUGUGUUCAACCUACAUUUGAGAUUACAGUUUUCUUUCACUCAACUUUAAAUGGAAGCUGUUGCAGCAAAAAUGAAAAAUUUUGUCUGCUGUACAUAAUUAGGUUCUUUCCUUCAAGUAAUGGUAACUUUGAGGUUGAAACAAGAUGAUUUUGAAGGAAUAACAUUUAGGUGCUCGUACAUACAGCACCAAAUAACAUUAUAGUUUUUCUAGAAUUUGCUUAACACUAAAAAACAUUUCCUUUAGGCAAUAGAGAUGUGACCAAACAACAGAGGAAAUAUUUAAGUGCAUAUUGGUUGGUCAGAGAGAUGGCUUUAAGAAGGGCAUUAUGUUAAGGGCCAGUGGUGAGGAUGCAGAGGGUUAUAAAGGGGUGAUUUGGAAGCAUAGCAUUUAGAUAACAGAUGGCAAAGUCAUGAUUUGUGAGGUGAAAGGAGGGAGCUUGCACAAAAGGCCAGAAUCAGACAAACACAAUGUUUGGAGUGGAGUAAAUGCAGUAGAAUGGGAGAGAUUACACGGAAAGGGAUAUAUAACAGUAGGAGCAGGCUGUACAAUUGCUCCUGUUACACACUUGUUGAUCAAUUUUACUCUUUCUUCCAGUAUAUCUUUGUUACCUAAAAAUGUCUGUCAAUCUCAGUUUUAAAAUUUAAAGCAUCCAGCAUGCUGAGGCUUCUAGACACUCUUCCUUUGUUUUUAAAAAGAAAGCCUCCAUCCUGCCUUGGUCUUGGUGCCUGUAUGAGUCCAUCACAAUAGUAAUUAGUCUGAAGCCAGUAGAAUGAUGAACCAAAAUCACCGUUCAAUGGUGAUAAUUUAAGAAGUAGAACAAGAGCAGUCAUGUUUCGAGAAUCAAAUUAUGGUGAGAGAACAGUAGAAAUCUGUUAUUUCAGAAAAUAGAAAGUUUGCAAUUAUUGAAAAUAUUUUGUCAUGCAAAAUAUAGUUUACAAGCCUCUUUAAUAAUCAAUAACUAUCUCUGCUAAUGUAUAGCCAGAUAAUCUUUUGGUUACUGAUGGCAUUGUGACAAAUUUUUUUUGAUUCUGAAAUUGUGCUACUUUUACCGAGAUAUUGAAAAAAUGAAGAUACAUCCAGGUUAUUUGGAAACACUGAUGAUGCUGAAACCAAGAGAAACACCCAGUCUAGGAAUCCAAAAGCAUAAUAGUUGUCUUGCAUGACAUAUUUAAACAACUGUGAUCAAGCUGAAUAAUUUUUGGAAAUCACUGAACAUUGAUUGCAUAGCUGAAGUCAUGAACUUGCUAUGAACCCAUACUUAGCCACUUGAAGAUGCAGUUCAGAGAUUCCUUCUUGAGUUGAUUCAGUCAACUGAAGAUAACUUUUAAAAGCAUCAUCCAAUCUUGCCAAGUUUGUGGCUUUGGCAACAAUAUUUACGAUAGCAACAUGCAUGAAAAUCUUCACAAAUUCCUUUACACCAAGAGAAUUUCAUCUAAAAAUUAUAAAUGUAUCUAUAAUUAAAACAAAUGUGCUGGAAAUAAUCAGGCUGAUCAUCAAUGUGAAACAUUAUGCUUAUUUCUUCUCAACAGAUGUUGUCUGACACCCUCAGCAUUUU